Sardina pilchardus (European sardine) is the source of this 1762-nucleotide messenger RNA. It is a transcript of the gene rsu1, whose product is annotated as Ras suppressor protein 1. Lineage: Eukaryota; Metazoa; Chordata; Actinopteri; Clupeiformes; Clupeidae. Gene Ontology annotation, molecular function: protein binding. The record is from RefSeq and is a predicted model, not a curated record.
GAGAGAGAGAGAAUUACUUUGUAAAAUAGGCAGAGGACAGACAGUGGGAGGGAAACACAAUCCCGGGAUCCAGCACCAAGACAGCCCAGCCUAGCCCAACCCAGCCCAGAGGGACCUCACUCUGCUGGGAGAGCCGAGUUGAUUUCCCUCUCUACUACGCGCUUGAGUUUUAUGCACGACAAGGGAGAAGAGGAGAGGGGGGAAGAGGCUCAGGUUGCCUUGGUCGCAUUUGGAGACGGCAGGACUCAGGCCAAAGAAUGUGUCUUCCACGGAAGAAAAUGUCCAAGUCUUUGAAGAAGAUCGUGGAGGAGAGUCGGGAAAAGAAUUUGCCCGAGGUGGAUAUGUGUGACAGGGGAAUAUCAAGCAUGUUGGACGUCCCAGGACUGUUUACUCUCUCCAACAUCACUCAGUUGGUGCUAAGUCACAACAAGCUAACAACUGUGCCCCCAAAUGUUGCGGACCUGAAGAACCUGGAGGUGCUCAACAUGUUCAACAACCAGAUCGAGGAGCUUCCCACCCAGAUCAGCAGCCUGCAGAAGCUCAAGCACCUCAACCUGGGGAUGAACAGGUUGAGUACUCUACCCCGUGGCUUUGGCUCUCUGCCGGCGCUGGAGGUGCUGGACAUCACCUACAACAACCUGAACGAGUCCUCUCUGCCUGGGAACUUCUUCUACCUCACCACGCUGCGCGCACUCUAUCUAAGUGACAACGACUUCGAGGUCCUGCCCGCCGACAUCAGCAAACUGGCCAAGCUGCAGAUUGUAACCUGGACCUGACAGGACCCAAGCAGGUGUUCAAGGCGGAGAAUAACCCCUGGGUGACCCCCAUUGCUGACCAGUUUCAGCUGGGUGUGUCCCACGUGUUUGAAUAUGUCCGCUCCGAGACCUACAAGUAUCUCUACGGCCGACACAUGCAGGCCAACCCAGAGCCCCCCAAGAAGAACAACGACAAGACCAAGAAGAUCAGCCGCAAGCCGCUGGCCGCCAAGAACAAGUGAGAAGGACCGACGAGUGGCCAAGAUGACCGCCGAAGCCGGUCCACGCUGGACCUCACUGCAUGUGCCUUCCCCAUUACUUUUUCUAUUUAUUUAUCCGACAAACACAGAGAAAAAAAACUACAUUUUAUACGGCUUGUAUGUGUUGUAUUAAUCAUGUUACACUUUAUUGUGUUUUUUUUUUAACUGCUGCUCACUGUGUCACUCUAAGCUUCAAGCAGUCCUUUAUUUUUCAAAUGUCUGUAUAUUUUCAAAUGAACCUUCUUAUUCAACCCCUGUUGUAACAAGUGGCCUUCAGCUGAAUGCAAGUAAUUGCCAGUCUAAAUGUCUGUAGAUGAAGCCAAAGCAAUUUGUGCAGAGAUUAACCUCCACGCACCAUGAAACAAGCCCUGCGAUUCCUGAUGUUGUGAUGCUGUAGAAGUUGAGCAAACUUUCGUUUUCCUGUUCCAAGAUCUUGUUUUGCUAUUGGAGGUGCUAAUUAUUUUGUAUCCAUUGCAUAUGCCACACAAGAGCAUCUCGCCCAGGCCUCUCUGGAGAGGUGGAGGGUAUUAUCUGAUUCCCCACCCCGGCUUGAUCCGAGCCCACACAAACAAGGCCGGGUGGGCAGAGCCAUCUUCUCCUCCAACACCACCAACACCGCCACCACCGCCUCCGUCUCGCUGCACCCGGGCUUUGCUCGGCAAGGCUGUUGCAUAAGCAGAGGGGGAUUUUGGUCGGGGUUUAGGGGGUCUUAACUCUGCGAAGAGGUUUUUGUGUUCAGUCUCCCAA